Linum trigynum is the source of this 1323-nucleotide messenger RNA. The record is from the annotation of a GenBank genome assembly. Lineage: Eukaryota; Viridiplantae; Streptophyta; Magnoliopsida; Malpighiales; Linaceae.
AAAACAUCUCUCUCAACUCUUUUGUUGAACUUCAAAACCUUUCCCACAUCUUUACUCUCAUACUCACCAAGAAAACCAGAAAAAAAUGGCAGCUCUCUCUUUCCAUGCUAGGUCCAACAGUUUGCCUACAGGAUCACACCCUCUAGUUUCAGAAAUCGAUGAGCAGGUCUGCAGGUUGAGACAAUCUCAAGCUGCUUCAACAUCUACAUUAUCCAUAGGCCACAAUCUAAAUGGUCUCCAGGAUGUGUAUGAUUGUGUUGACCAAUUGCUCCAACUUCCAACAACCCAACAAGCCUUGAUCAAUGACCAAAAUUGCUUCAAUGAGCUAUUGGAUGGAUCUUUGAGGAUCUUGGAUUUGUGCAACACAGCCAAGGAUGCCUUGUCCCAACUGAAAGAGUCAGUCGCUGAGCUUCAAUCCGCCAUUCGCAGAAGAGAAGAUGGUUUAGAAGGAGAAACCAGAAGAUACCUGAAAUCUAGGAAGAAUGUAAUCAAAGCAAUCCAGAAGGUCUUGAAGGGUAUGGAUAGCAAGAAAUCCACUUCAUCCAACAACGUUGAGACCGUCUCCACAUUGAAGGAAGCUGAAUCUGCUGUUGUUAAGGUUUUAGAGUGCUUGUUGACAUUCAUUUCUCAAACAAGCUCCAAGCCAAGCAGCUGGUCAUUAUUUAAAAGGGUUGCAGCAGUAGCGACAACCGAGAAUGAAUUCUCAGAUGUUGAUGCCGCCUUGAAGAUGAACAGCUCUGGUGAAGAGGUUCAAGUUCAUCUAAAGAACUUGCAGCCAUGCAUUCAAGAUCUCGAGGAAGGAGUUGAGAGCCUCUUCAGGCGUUUGAUCAAAACGAGAGCCUCCAUUCUCAAUAUCCACAAUCUGUAGUUACAUCAGCAAAACAAUACAUGUACAAGUUGUAUAGAAAAUUUUGAUACUGACAUCCAUAAAUAUACAUGGUCUCCAAGUUCCUAUCAAAUUAUGUCUCUUUUUGUUCAUUGCUCUAUCUAUAACCCUGCACUUCCUUACUUUAAUUACCUUGUCCAUACAAGAGAAACAUGACGGUGAAAACAGCUAAUGGGAUCAUUUUAGAUAGUAAAGUAAAAAUUAAGAGCUGAUAAAAAUUAAACAGAUUAACCUUUGCCGAUAAUUAGUAAUCAAUAGUCAUCACACGUCCAAAGCCAAUAAUGAAACCACGUUGAGAAACCCAGAUUAGGUGGAUCUUGCCUUCCAUUUGUACAUCAAUCAAGUUAAUGCAUGCAACUUAAUACGAUAUUUUUAUCAUAUGCAUCACCUAACCUAUAUGUUAGAGGAGACACAAGGAAUCAAAUUAUACAAUGUAU